Molecule: messenger RNA, 567 nt
Organism: Anthostomella pinea
Lineage: Eukaryota; Fungi; Ascomycota; Sordariomycetes; Xylariales; Xylariaceae
Source: the annotation of a GenBank genome assembly
AUGCCCCCACUCCCGGGAGCAUCGCCCUCACGUCAACCGGUGCACUCGGACGCGGACUUUGCGCAUCCCUCCCAUCCCUUCGCCCUUGUCGUCAACGUUCCGCUUGUAGACAUGACGCCCAGGAACGGCUCAACUGAAGUGUGGCUCGGCACGCAUAACCACCCGGACGGCCUCGACGCCCAGGAGGGCGCACACGGUCACCGAGCCAGCGGUCGGAUCAAAGCAGAUCGCCUCGCAGAAUGGGAAGCAGCCCAUGGGGGUCUAUCGCAGCCGACUAUCAAGAAGGGCAGUGUUAUCAUCCGCGACUUGCGACUGUGGCAUGCGGGGAUGCCAAAUACGAGCGGAGGUGUCCGCGUGAUGCUCGCCAUGAUCCAUUUCGCAAAUUGGUACAGAAAUCCGAUGAGGCUUGAGCUCGCUGAGGAUGUCAGACCAGUGCUGGAGGGGUUGGAUUCACGGGGUGAGCUGGGCUUGGAUGUACCCGUUGAUUGGGUGCCAAAGGAGGAUGUGAUGAAGGGUUACCUCAACAGGGCCUUUGGAAACGCCUAUGACUUUGGUCAGGCUCCAUGA